AUGAGUCGACUCACGCAGGAAGAUGUUAAUUUCAUUGAAAAUUCGUUAUCAUUAGCGGAUAAGGUAUCAAUGAUUUUUCUUCUGUACGGGCAUCGAAAUCCGCAAUAUGCACUUCAAGCACUUACCGUGGCCAGUAAGGCGAUUUCAGAAGAAACCAACUUUCUUGUAGAUUGGAUGAACUAUGUGCAUUCCAGCGAUUGGGAGGAAGAGAUACUCGAAGCUCUAACCAUCUUACAGCAGAACUUGUUGCUACUUCGAGCCGGCUUCGAUGACGAGGAGCUGCAAUCCAAAUAUUUUCCACAAACAGCAGAAAUUUCUUUCCUUGUGCAUCCGAUGCUCAAAGGAUUGUACCAUUUCUGUGAAAGGCUGACUGAUGAAGACGUGCAAAGAGUGAUAAAACAGUUUCCACAUUCCACUGAAAGCUCAUUGUCAACGAACGCGUGUAUGGAGAUAGCUCUAUUGCAUCUUAUGUGCAACGAAAGCAUUGAAAUAGGUUCAAAACGGUCAGGGAAAGAGUGCAACUUAUUGACGCUUACAGCCAGCUGCAAAGCAGCUGAAUUAUAUGAUGAAAGCGAUUUUCUUAGGGGAAUUUCGGAACAUUUUAACAGAACCAUUCCAAAACCUCACCCUGUGCAGUCUGAUGCUAACACGACAAACCCGCCAGUUUGUGUUACUCUCAAACCGACAGUGUGUGAGAGUCUAAGCAACAUGCCGAGUACCAAUGAUGCAUCUAAGAUAGAGAACAGUUCUACUACCUCUCCAAUCGAUGUGUAUAAUUUCAACCCAGCGCGAGCAGGAAUUAUGCUGUUAGUAAAUCAAUUCCACUUUCAUCUUGAGCCUAACCCAGAAUUGCGCAAUCUGUUACCAUCAAAACCGUUGAAGGAUCGAAAUGGUACCGAGCUAGAUAAGAACGCGCUCAUGAAUCUAUUCAGUGAAUUUGGCUACGAGCUGAUACUAGAGGAAAAUAUAACACAUCAUCAAAUACUGCGUUCCGUACAGCAAGUCGUGGAACGAAUCCAUCCGACGCAUUGUUCGCUCAUCAUAUGCGUGCUAUCUCAUGGACAAGAGGGAAAAGUGUUUGGUUCGAAUAGCAUCCCGGUGGAGGUUAAAUCAAUACAACAGCUCAUGGCCAAUGAGCGGCUCACGGGAAAACCAAAACUAUUAAUUGUGCAGGCGUGUCAAGGUGCCGAUUUGCAAUCUGCUGUACCGGUACCGGGCUAUGAGCACGAUGGAUUGGACAGUGCGGAGCGAACAGCAUCGGUUUUUAUGGAUUUUCUAGUUGCCUGGUCUACCGUACCUGGUUUUGCUUCGGUACGUCAUGUCGACAAAGGCUCCUGGUUUAUACAAGGCCUUUGUACAAAGCUACGACAAUUAUAUCGAAGUGAGCAUUUGAUUGAUAUACUCACAGCUGUGAUAAAUGAUGUGGCAGGUAAAAGAGGAUAUGGAAAUGAAUGUAUGGUGCCAAUUGUGCAGAGCACGCUUAGUAAAAAGCUUUACUUUCAAACAUAAC
Anopheles nili is the source of this 1510-nucleotide messenger RNA. Its product is annotated as caspase-8. The record is from RefSeq and is a predicted model, not a curated record. Gene Ontology annotation, biological process: proteolysis. The coding region runs from base 1 to 1509 and encodes 502 amino acids. NCBI's taxonomy places the organism in Eukaryota, Metazoa, Arthropoda, Insecta, Diptera, Culicidae. Gene Ontology annotation, molecular function: cysteine-type endopeptidase activity. The transcript is spliced from 3 exons.